AUGCGUCAGGCAAUGCUCGAUGCUGAAGUUGAAGACGAUGUUUAUGGUGGUGAUUUAACUGUGUUAAAACUACAAGAUAUAGCAGCCAAAUUAUUAGGAAGAGAAGCAGCCUUAUUUGUUCCGUCGGAAACAAUGGAAGAUCUUAUUUGUGCUCUCAAUCAUUGUUCACAAUUUGGCUCAGAAAUGAUAUUGGGCGAUGAAUGUUACAUGAACAUAUAUCAGCAAGAUGGAUGCGCAACAUUAGCAAGAAUUCAUUCGCGAACAGUUACAACAUAG
Rotaria socialis is the source of this 276-nucleotide messenger RNA. NCBI's taxonomy places the organism in Eukaryota, Metazoa, Rotifera, Eurotatoria, Philodinida, Philodinidae. The record is from the annotation of a GenBank genome assembly.